AUGGGCUACACAUCGUAUCCAUUUCAAUUGGUAGUGGCCGUGCUGGCGGAGAUGGCGGAGGCUGAGCUUGAGGCGGAGGAGGCGGAGGAGGAGGCAGAAAAGAUCCCUGAAGAACCAGAGAGUCGUAGAAAGCGGACUCUGGACCCGGCCUCUCCAUCAUCACCACGGUCAGCUCGAAAGGUUGCAAAACGCGAAGUUUCCGAUCUCCGUCACGAAGAAGAUGCAAAGCAGGCCGACAUGACGAGUAGCACAAACGUCAAUGAAGCGUCAGCAAGUAUGGAAAACACCUCUGUGAACGCCAACGCAGGCAGCAGUUCUGAAAGAAGCGCCUUGACUAAGAACGUCAUCAAAGAAGAACCUUUGGACGAGGAUGGCUUCGAAGUGAACUAUGAGGCAGCCGAAACCCAUGGAGGAGAUGCCUUGGAUGAAGAGGAGGAUGCUAUGAUGAGGACUGUAAUCAAGAGAGACGAUAGUGUAUGA
This is a messenger RNA of Alternaria incomplexa, 480 nucleotides long. RefSeq lists its product as uncharacterized. The record is from RefSeq and is a predicted model, not a curated record. NCBI's taxonomy places the organism in Eukaryota, Fungi, Ascomycota, Dothideomycetes, Pleosporales, Pleosporaceae. The transcript has 2 exons. The coding region runs from base 1 to 480 and encodes 159 amino acids.